Lotus japonicus is the source of this 693-nucleotide messenger RNA. Its product is annotated as precursor of CEP14-like. Bases 117 to 410 code for a protein of 97 amino acids. The transcript has a single exon. Gene Ontology annotation, biological process: cellular response to nitrogen starvation; response to osmotic stress. The record is from RefSeq and is a predicted model, not a curated record. Lineage: Eukaryota; Viridiplantae; Streptophyta; Magnoliopsida; Fabales; Fabaceae.
CCUUCACAAACUCACUCCCUCUCUCUGUCUCUCACACAAUCCUAUUCAUUUCAACACAAAAACUCCAAAAUCCCUGAAACUCCAUUUCUUGUUCUCAAUUGUUGCAGCUUGAUCCCAUGGCUCGCAUUGGCACUUUGCUGGUUCUGUUCUCAGUUUUCUUUGCUUCCCUGUGUUCAUGUCCAGAAGGAAGGAAGCUUCAUAUUGGUUCAGCUAAGCACAGCAUGAAGGUUGACCCGUCUUCUUCUUCAAGUCGCAGUUUGUUUCUGAGUUCACUUCCCAAGGGAAAUGUUCCAACUUCUACACCAAGCAAGAAAGGUCACUCUGUGGAGGUUGAUGAGAAGCUCAUUGCUCGUCACCUCACUGAACGACUUCUCCUCCGAUCUGUUCCUAGCCCUGGUGCUGGCCAUUGAGUAUAGCUACUUCUGUAUUAAUUUUUUUGUUCCUUUAUCAGAUCAGAACACAAUUUAAUUAAAUACUUUGUAAUGUUGUUUAGAUUCUUUUGUAAGGUGGAAGAAUUAGCAGCACUAUAGAGAUUAGGGAUACUUGAGCUGUAUAAAGAUACCAUUUCUAGUAUAUAGUCUCUGUUUCUACUCUGUUUUUGUAUUGGGAUUAUUUGCAAUCCCUUUUAGAUUUAUCAAUAUUAAAUUGAGGGAUAAAUAUAUGUAGUGACAAUUUUGUCUUUCUCUUGACCAA